Messenger RNA from Dama dama (fallow deer), 10272 nucleotides. RefSeq names its product melanocortin 5 receptor (gene MC5R). Gene Ontology annotation, biological process: G protein-coupled receptor signaling pathway. NCBI's taxonomy places the organism in Eukaryota, Metazoa, Chordata, Mammalia, Artiodactyla, Cervidae. The coding region runs from base 6919 to 7896 and encodes 325 amino acids. The record is from RefSeq and is a predicted model, not a curated record. Gene Ontology annotation, cellular component: membrane. The transcript is spliced from 2 exons. Gene Ontology annotation, molecular function: melanocortin receptor activity.
CCCUGCAAUGAUGCCUCUUGUGGGGCCCAGGGUUUGCAGUGUGCAACACAGAAGAAUCCCACUGGGCCUGACUCACACUCCCCAGGGACGUGGUGGGGCUUCCUCAUCCCUGUGCCCCUCCUACAGCCCAGCACCAGGCUUUGGGCAGGACCUCCCAUUUGCUGAGAAAGGGCAGAUCUUGAAAUAGAGGAUAAGACAUAGAUGUCUGUACUUUUAUAGAUCGCCCAUGAGACUUAUACUCUACUCCAGGGAUGCAGAGGUUUUAACAUGAGGGAACGUUUGCUAAAUAUUAUGCUUUUCUUCUUUCCUCCACUUCAUCUCUAUUUUCUGAAAAUAGAAAUUCAUGUCAAGAUGCUUCCUUGUUUAAUUGUUUUAUCUCAAGGUCAUUUUACUCCACUAAAGGCUCAGUCACUUCAUUUCAUUGGAGAAGGACUGUCAUUUUAAAUCCCAUUCACAUGAAUUAGAAGCUAUUUAUACACAGAGGUCGCUGCCUCUGCUUCUUAGAAACACAGAAUUCCAUUGAAAACAUUGUUCAGAAUAGCAUAAGUAAAACAUUUGAGGGAGAGAAGGAAGAUCUCAGUUCAUCCCAUUUACCUUUUCGUUACUAGAACUGAGUUUCUUCCAUAAGUGACUUUGGAGUUAGACUUCGAGAAUUCUAGUGCCACCACUUGCUAGUUGUGUGACCUUGGCCUAUGAGUGGAUCAUACUGAACCUCAGCUUCCACACCUGUAAAAUGAGGUAACACCUGUCUUACAGAUAUUACACAUAAGAACACAUACAUGGCAAAUAACAUGCAUUCAAUGCACAGUUAUUCCCAAAUUUGACUGAGCCUAAGGCUAGAAGCUAAUUAAAACUACAAAAUCCUUCUCCCAGAAGUUCUGAUUCAGGUGCCUGCAACCUGUCCAUAAGAAACUCCAUGGUAAAUCUGAUGCCGAUGGUUCAUAGACUGCUCUUUAGAAAUUCUGUUGUAGAUCCUAAGUUCCUUGAAUAAUAAGUCUUCAACUCCUCUUCUCCACUUGGCUAGACUCCCUACCCUGUGCCCUCAUCAUAUCCUAUUUCUAAGGACUGUUUCUUUAUAUAUAAAAAAUUUUCAUUUCCCUCCCUACAUCCUUAACUAAAUUUCUUCAGGUUUAGAAAGGGGAUAAGGAAGAAAUGUCAGCAUGGUGUCUUCAGCAUCCAGGUUAUAAACAGGAGGAUUUUACUUCUUUUGUUUGGCAGCUGAUUUCAGACCUCAUUUUCUGAAACUGGACUUUUCUGAGAAGGAACUUACACAAUGGCAGAGAUUACUAUGAAACAUUUAAAGAAUUAGCUUCUUAUUAGUGAUUGAGCAGGAUUCUGAAGUACUCAUGGCCCAGAAAGGAUACCUGCGCCAAGCAGUUCACAGUCAACCAGGAAAGUGUCAGACAGACAUCACAUAGGUUGGAGGGCACAGCACCUGGUCCUAAAGGUUCCCAGCAAGAGGUGCUGGCCUGGAUCUAAAAGGAUGAAUAGGCAUUCAGUGGCCAUGGAGAGAGAAGGGAGGAAUUUGGGGUAGCUGCUGCUUAGUUGCUUCAGUCAUGUCUGACUGUGUGACCCUAUGGACUGUAGCCUGCCAGGCUCCUCUGUCAAUGGAAUUCUCCAGGCAACAGUACUGGAGUGAGUGCCAUGCCCUCCUACUCCAAUACUGUUGCCUGCAUCUAAACGGAUGAAUAAGAGUUCAGUGGCCACAGGAGGAGAAAAGGGAGGAAUUUGGGGUAGUUCAGUUCAGUCGCUCAGUCCUGUCCGACUCUUUGCGACCCCAUGAAUCAUAGCAUGCCAGGCCUUCCUGUCCAUCACCAACUCCCGGAGUUUACUCAACCUCAUGUCCAUCGAGUCGGUGAUGCCAUCCAGACAUCUCAUCCUUUGUCGUCCCCUUCUCCUCUUGCCCCCAAUCCCUCCCAGCAUCAGGGUCUUUUCGAAUGAGUCAACUUUUCGCAUGAGGUGGUCAAAGUACUGGAGUUUCAGCUUCAGCAUCAGUCCUUCCAAUGAACACCCAGGACUGAUCUCCUUUAGGAUGGACUGGUUAGAUCUCCUUGCAAUCCAAGGGACUCUCAAGAGUGUUCUCCAACACCACAGUUCAAAAGCAUCAAUUUUUCGGUGCUCAGCUUUCUUCACAGUCCAACUCUCACAUCCAUACAUGACCACUGGGAAAACCAUAGCCUUAACCAGAUGGACCUUUGUUGGCAAAGUAGAGGGAACCCCAAAUUUCGUGUUAAUGAAACAGUAAUCCUAUUGUGAAACCUGAAGUAGCAGGCAGUGAAGAAGACCUUCCUGAACAAAGCUGAUGGGACAACCACAUGAACAGGAAGGCAAGAUUUAAAACCUGCAGAGACCCCCUCCUAGACCUUGUGGCUAAUGUCCCAACAAUCAUCCAAGUGCCAGGCUGAGAAUAUUGGAGAGAUGUAACUAAUGCCUCUGAUAGGAACACAGUGAGUUCAACCUGCUUAUGACGCUUUAUACACUUCUAGAAGGAAAGGACUGUCUCAAUUCAGAUUUCUGCUAAGAUUCUUAGCUUUACACUGAAUCAAAGGAUGAUUAUUGAGUCCUUUUCAAAGAAGAAAAGUGCAUCGGAUUUGAAAAAUAAGCUUCCCAAGAACUAACAGAACCUCGACUCACACGCUGAAUGUGAGAACUCACAGACCCUGUCCUGGCAGCCCAAACAAACCUGAGACACAACAAAUAAAAUUACCCCCCCACCCCAGCCCCAUGUUGAAUCCUUGAACCCCAAGCUAUCCCUUUCUUAACUGUGGACACACAUGGGUGGGUGUGGCAUUUUAAGUGUCUGGGCUCUGUAAGCUGUUGGCUCAGGGCUGCCUUGGUCUUCAGGCUUGAUAUUCAGGGGAGCUUGGUCUGAGCAUGAAUCAACCAGAUCACAGGAUCCUGGGUGAUAAAACAAAUUCUGCCCAGGGAUCUAAACAUCUCACCAUGAGGCACUGCUGUCAACUCGCAGCGCUCUCACCUCCUGACUCCUAUUUCCUCACUGCGGCUGCUUCCAUCUUCUGCUUAAACCCUGCGGGCCUUCCCACUGCUCUUAGAACCAGGCCCAAACCUUCCAGCCAACCACAGGGCAUGUUGUGACUGGCCCAUGCUGGCCCUGGGGCUGGGGAUCACCCCUCAAGUAACAGCCUGCAGACCUUAGCACCCCAGCCAAGGGUUCCCCCGUGGCCCCAUGGCUGGGCCCUGCCCCCCCCGCCCUCAGUGCCCCCUCUGCCCCUUGGUUUCCUGUUCUCCCUGCUCCUCUCCCAUGGCCUCUGCAGUUCUGUCGCACCCCAGUUUCCACCUAUGGCAUGUGACUGAGUCACGAGAAGACACCAGACUCUGUAUGAAGCAUAGAGGCGGCGAAAAGCCUGAAUUCGGGUCCUGCUUUCAUCAAUAACUAAGUCACAGUCUCCUCUGAGCCUCGGUUUUGUUGUAUGGAAGCCUGUGCUAAAGGUUUUGACUCUAUAUGUUGCUGGAGGAUUUGCUGAGAUUCUAGACCUGUGGACCAGUCGCAGGCAUUGUAGGCUCUCAACAAAUGUUCAUAGGAGAUUUGGUGCUUGUUUAGGACUCCACUGUCUAGUGCUCAGACCUAGUGUACAGGGCUUGUAUGUAUUUAUAAACCUGGACUUCAGAAUAAGAAGAUCUGGGCUUAACAACUGGUGGCAUCACUUCUCAGCCCAGCAGUGUCAGAAAAUCCACUCAGCUUCUCGGAGCCUCCAAGUCUGCAUCUUGCAGAGAGGGUGACACACAAACUGUUUUCCAGGGCUGCUGGGAGGAUCAGGUGAGUUGAUAUACGAAAAUGUUUUAUACACCUUGGAGUUAAAAAAAAAUCUGUAACCAAACUUCUGUGAAUACAUGCUACUGUCUCUUGUGUCUCACCCAGGUAAGCUGCCUCUAUGGCUGGACCCACAAUGGCAUCUAGGGAGCCUCAGCACAGAGAUGGCACGAAGAAGAGUUUGCUGAAAAUCAAACCCACAGUGAGCUAUCCCUUCACACCUGUUAGGGUGACUGUCAUAAAAAAGAAGAUAAAUGCUGGCAAGGGAGUGGAGAAAAGGAACCCUUUGUUCACACUUGGUGGGAAUAUAAAUUGAUGUAGCCAUUGGGGAAAACAAUGGAGAUUCCUCAAAAUAUUGAAAAACAGAACUACCAUCUGAUCCAGCUUUCGAACUGUGGUGCUGAAGCCUCCUGAGAGUCCCUUGGACUGCAAGGAUAUCAAAUCAGUCAAAUCUAAAGGAAAUCAACCCUGAAUAUUCACUGGAAGGAAUGUAGACUAAGCUCUUGCCUCCUGGCUCCUCCCUCAUAAGAGCAUACAGACCACACACAGGGCACCCCGAGAGCACCAACUCCACCUGGGGGGCGGGGGGGUCCUCUGUGAAGGAUCCUGUGUCCUUCUGUUUUGUUGCCCAAGCAGGGACAACGCAACAACUGUCAAUUCAAAGGCACAGGGGAGAUGCUUGGGUGGUCCGUGAGGCCCAAGGGUGGGACCUGCUGGACACCCUGCAGCACAGCUGGUUACCAGAUGCUGACUCAGGGGGUUUACUCCACAGGGUCCAUCAGGAAGCACCUGGGCUCAGAACCUGGGGGAAUGGGAGCACUGGGGCAGGUGGGCAACAGAGCGGGCCCACAGCUCAGUCAACCCUACUCAGAGCUCUGAGAGGUGAGUGAGACAGCCUUUCUGCUCUGCCUGGAGGUGUCACCAGAAGGCUCCCCCUGCCCCAGGGAGGUGUGAGGUCUGGCAGGCACAAUGGAGGGAACGACACAGCACAGGCUGUUGACCACCCCUGCAGCUGGGCAGCAUGGCCUCCCUUGAAGGGGUCUAGGCGGCAUGCAUCCAUCUUCAUGGCUCACAGCAUCAGUCUUUGCUUCCCCAGCUUUACUGAAAUAUUGUCACAUGACUUACAUAGACUUAAAGCAUACAAGGUGAUGAUUUGAUACGUGUAGAUAUUGCAAAAUGAUGACCAUAGAAAUAUUAACACAUCCAUCAAGUCAUUUAAUUGCCUUUUGAUAACACUGAAGAUCUUACCCUCUUAACAACUUUCAAGUAUACAGUGCAGUGUUGUAAACAACAGCCACGCUCAGCCCUGUUGGCAUUGAUGGGAUCUCUCUCCUGCAAGAAAAUGAUAAGUCCCACCUCAUUCAAACUGGCUCAGAAUAGGAAAUAAUUGAAAUCUGUUCCCAGUUUACUUAACCAAGCCAGGGUAACCUGAAUACCGAAACCUGAUAAAGACGGAACAAAACAAGAACGCCACAUACCAAAUUUAGCAGCAUUAAAACAGUAGGAAACCAGUGACCACUGGGGCUGGUGCAGAGUGAGUCCCAUGACUACAAGGGCCCCUCUGGUGGCAGUUUCAUGCCCAGUCAGUUUGAGCCCCAGCUGUGCUCCUUUCCAGCCCUGGGACCUUGGGUUUGCUGCUUUGUGAAAUGGGGUGAUGGGAGGACCCACUUCCUAAGGCUCCUGUUAUGAUGAAGGUAAUUCAUGUAUGUGUGUUAUUUGCUCAGUCAUGUCUGACCCAUUGUGACCUGUGGACUGUAGCCUGCCAGGAUCCUCUGUCCAUGGGAUUUUCCAGGCAAGAAUACUGAAAUGGGUUGCCAUUUCCUUCUCCAGGGGGUCUUCCCAACCCAGGGAUCAAACCCACAUCUCCUGUGUUUCCUGCAUUGCAGGCAGACUCUUUACCCCCUGAGACAUCGGGGAAGCCAAUUCAUGUACAGCACACACAGAGUCACCAGCCUGCAAGCUGGGAGGGCUGCACCCAUGGCGGCUGUGCUGUGCCAUCUGGAUGGUUAAUGAUCUUUAACAGAAGUCUCCACUUUUACCUCUUUACUAGGAAACCAGAUUCUCCUGUAGAGCCCAAGCUGAUGGAGCAUGAGAAACAAGUAAGGGAGGUUUGAAUCAUCCGUUUUCUGUCAACCGUCCCUUUGUGUGUACAUAGCACCAUUCUUACCAUUCCAUCCUGCAACCCUUGGCACAGCCCUAGGACACCAGUUCCAAUGACUUGGUUGGAAAGGCCAUCUGGUCACAUCUCUGACAGCAAAGCAGCCCUGGGUAUUUCUAUCAGGCCUGGUCCAGCAGGGCUGCAGGUCAGUGUUCUAAAUCCCAGAGAAAUGGGAGAUCCAGAAGUUCUUGCCCAAGGCCAGGGUGUUCAGCCAAAGGAAAGUCUCUCUUCCCUUUUUACUUGAGUAACAAAGAGGAUGAGAUGGUUGGAUGGCGUCACCAAUGCAAUGGACAUGAACUUGGGCAAACUUCAGGAUAUGGUGAGGAACAGGGAAGCCUGGUGUGCUACAGUCCAUGGGGUUGUGAAGAGUCGGACACAACUUGGUGACUGAACAACAACAAAAUUACAUUUGUUGUCUUGGACCUGACCUGGCAGAGUCCUUGCCAAAGGGCUAAUCUUGGUCCCACAAGGGGUGGAUCAGGCUCACAGCUGAGGGUCGCCACCGUCAGUUCCAGAGAGCAGCCAUCAGGGGACCAGUGACUGGUGUCCUGGGCUGUCACCGGAUCCCAUAGUAUUUCCAUAGUUCAAAGAGGAAGAGACAAGAAGCAGAGUCAGAAAGAACAACCUGCUGGAGAAUACGUUUGAACACACUUUGGGGGAAGGAUUUUCCACAAACAGAAGGUGCAGGUGUCGGCCAGGAGAGGAAGGGCCCUGCUCUGACCACUAGGUGGUACCUCAGGCCGUGACUGGAGAGUGGGGACAGAAGGAGUGGCGGCGGGCAGGAGGCGGUCCUGCGAAGCUGCAUAAAGGGCGAGCCGCAGGGAGGCUGCAGCGCCUCUGCCACCCAGUCCUCAUCCUGCGGGGAUGGCACUUCCCCCAGGUGCCCAGGCCAAGCUCCAGUCCCGAGUGCAGCCUGACAGCUGCUGUGCAAGAGGAGCCGCGCCAGGGCGACAGGGGAGACGGUGAUCUGCUGCUCAGAAGAGGAGCGAUGAACUCCUCAUUCCACCUGCACUUCUUGGAUCUUGGGCUGAACGCCACGGAAGGCAACCUCUCAGGACUGAGUGUCCGGAAUGCAUCCUCACCAUGUGAGGACAUGGGCAUCGCGGUGGAGGUGUUCCUGGCCCUGGGCCUUAUCAGCCUGCUGGAGAACAUCCUGGUCAUUGGGGCCAUCGUGAGGAACCGGAACCUGCAUACCCCCAUGUACUUCUUCGUGGGCAGUUUGGCGGUGGCCGACAUGCUGGUGAGUUUGUCCAACUCCUGGGAGACCAUCACCAUCUAUCUGCUCACCAACAAGCAUCUGGUGAUGGCCGAUGCCUCUGUGCGGCACCUGGACAACGUGUUCGACUCCAUGAUCUGCAUCUCCGUGGUGGCCUCCAUGUGCAGCCUGCUGGCGAUCGCUGUGGACCGCUAUGUCACCAUCUUCUACGCCCUGCGCUACCAGCGCAUCAUGACGGGGCGGCGCUCAGGGGCCAUCAUCGCUGGCAUCUGGGCCUUCUGCACCAGCUGCGGCACCGUCUUCAUCGUGUACUACGAGUCCACGUACGUGGUCGUCUGCCUCAUCGCCAUGUUCCUCACUAUGCUGCUCCUCAUGGCGUCUCUGUACACCCACAUGUUCCUCCUGGCUCGAACCCACGUCCGGCGCAUCGCCGCCCUGCCCGGGCACAGCUCCGUGCGGCAGAGGACUGGCGUGAAGGGCGCCGUCACCCUGGCCAUGCUGCUGGGCGUCUUCAUCGUGUGCUGGGCCCCCUUCUUCCUCCACCUCAUCCUGAUGAUUUCGUGUCCUCAGAACCUCUACUGCUCUUGCUUCAUGUCUCACUUCAACAUGUACCUCAUCCUCAUCAUGUGCAACUCUGUGAUUGACCCUCUGAUAUACGCCUUCCGCAGCCAAGAGAUGCGGAAGACCUUUAAGGAGAUUAUUUGUUUUCAGGGCUUCAGAACCCCCUGUAGGUUCCCGAGUAGGUACUAAACUAAAAGUCAUUCUCUCUGCAGCUCUUCUCUCCAUCGCUCUUAUGACAAGGUGGGUUAGGAAGAGUCAGAACUGGAAAUUACGCCAUGCAUUCCCUUCAUCUUUUCUCCACCUCGAAUCUGUGUCUAAGAGGCAGCUUUUCCCCGACCAGCAGUUGAUGGGUCAAAGGUGCACGUGCCAUUUCUCUGCCUUGAGAAUGCCCAUGACAGUUUCUUACUGACUGCUUUCCUCCUGCAUUUUCUCCCGCUCCCACCCAGUUCUGGGGUCCCCAGCACCUCCAUCUUCUGAGUGUGUGCUCAGGGGAGGUGACACUCAGUGAGCAAGUCUAAGCAUGAUGAGCGUGGCUGGACCUGGGAGAAAAGCUGUGAACACACCACGGUGCGUGAUCACUUUCUGCCCCAGAAGCAGUUCCAUAACUUUCUGUGAUGCCCCUGGGAGUUUGGCAUGCUUUUCGGGGCAGAGUAGAGCGAUUAGAUUCUUUCCAUUUGAAAUCUCCUGUCUAUUUGCUCUGGGAAUUUUCCACAGCUCUCCUUUCCUGAACUCCUGGUUUCAUGGCUUGUGUCCAUGAUUGUACAGGGAUGACAUUUCUUUAAUUAUAUUUCUGUCAGUCAUGUUUUUGCACUAAUGCAAAACAUUUCUGUCUGGACAGAAAACCUCUUGCCACAAACUUUCCCUUACAUGGCAUGAACAUCUUUGUGACUGUUUCUUACUGUCUUAUUCUGACUCGGUCCAGAGUUUCCAAGUGAGCGUUUUGGGGGCAUGGGGGGCCCCCCAGGUACCUGCCAUGAACACAACCUGCAGGCAAGCUAUCUUUGACCUUCUCUGAUGGGGUCUCUCUUGGAGUCUGAAGCCCUGUCACUGUACAGUCUGCAGUUUGCAGUCUGACUCCAGAAGUCAAGGUACCCAGCGCUAGCCCCCUAAGUCAAAUCUUUUCCAGUGCAGAAUGGACUGGGAAAGUAGAGUUCAGUCCUAACUCUUCACCUAAUGGGCAGUGUUUCCUUAAUCAUCUCAUUUCAGGUUGCAUCUGUGCUGACCCCACAGGGCAAGGCAUGGGAAAGCAUGAGAACAUUUGAAACUUGGAAAGCACCCUAGAGAUUGUCUAUUUAUUUUAAAGGAAGGUUGCAGAUGGGUGGUGCUAGGAGAGGAUGCAGAGGGCUGUCAAAGCAGUGGUGUGGAAGCCAGGAGGCCUGCCUGGCCAUGGAGCAGGUAUGGGCCUUGGGCAUGGCUCUAACCUCUGUGUCCCAGGGCUCUUAUCUGAAGGGCUUGGUUCUUAUGGCUCUGAAUUCCAUUCUCUUGUCUUUGAUGUUAAUAGCUUCUCUUUUGUUGUGAAUAUUCAUGUCUAGACUGCCCCUAAUGAAGGAAUAUAUGUAAACAAGCAGUGGCCCACUAGGGUCACUAGAUGGUGAGUGUGAGGGUCUAUUGACCAGAAGACCUCCCUGGGCGCCAGGCACAAGCAAAACCUAUAGACAUGACCCCCACUCAGCAGCUCAGAGUCCAGAGAAAAAUGGUGCUGGCUCAAGCAGGAAAGUGCAUAAAACAUACAAAUCCUCUGGAAAGGGCAAAUUAGCAGGUUAUUGACAGUUGAGGUUUGAGGAGGCAACUAACCCUUCAAAUGUAUCCUGUCCUUUUAGCUGACAUUCCCAUGUGUACCCAUGGGCAUGAGUGAGUUCCACAUGACUGUGCUGGGAACCACCAGUCCGAGUUAUGUGGGUCGUGUCAGGAUCCCUGGCUCCAGGAACAUGGGCUUCUCGCUGCCCAACUCGCCUCGGGGGCCCUGUUGCCACAGCAGUUUCUGGUGCUCGGCUGUUGUUUGUCGUCGUUCCUAACCAAAUGUGUACUUAGCCUGCUGCCCGCCAGCACUCUCGGAGUGCUAACUGAGGUCAUCAGGGCCGCGAUCCCAUAGGCAGAUCACACUUCAGCCCUCGUGGUUUGCCCUGUGGCUCUUCUGGGGACUCACUCUCUCAGGCUGAUUUGCUGCUCCGGGUGGAUACUGGCUGCAGACAAGGUCUGAUCUUCUCUACAAAGGUCCUUGAGGAAAUGCUCAAAGGUCUUAUAAUCUCUGUAUAAGUAGUGCAGAAAUAGCCAAAUGUUCUGAUGAGUCUUCACUUGGAAGAAGUAACCGGAAUGCAGACUCAGUAAAUAUCUGUAAAUGAGCCUGGGAAUCCCAGCACACAGCCCCCAGAUCAAAAAAAAAAUCCACAGAACUGUUGUACGCUAUUGUAUAUUAACUAUUUCUGCCUUUGUAGCAAUUUUUUUGGUGUAAAAACAUGUGUUCAAAAAAAGGUUAAUAAAACAGAAGGACCAGACCACCUGUUUUAACUGGCCAUUCUGACUUCUGAUAAUCAGAGGGUUUUGGGUCUUCUGUUUGUCAGCAGC